Lolium rigidum is the source of this 1349-nucleotide messenger RNA. RefSeq names its product ankyrin-2-like. The record is from RefSeq and is a predicted model, not a curated record. Bases 1 to 1299 code for a protein of 432 amino acids. NCBI's taxonomy places the organism in Eukaryota, Viridiplantae, Streptophyta, Magnoliopsida, Poales, Poaceae. The transcript has 11 exons. Gene Ontology annotation, molecular function: protein binding.
AUGGGGACCCGGGACAUGCCGCUGCCUCGCCAGUUCGAGUUCCUCCUCGGCAAAGACCGCGACCAGUGGCCGCUGGAGGCCAGGUUCAUCGAGGCCGCCCACGACGGCGACGUCCGCAGCAUCAAGAAGAUCGCAAAGGAGCUGGACGUGCACGGGCACGGGGUCCCGGUGACGGUGGCCAGCACCACCUACAUGGGCUUCAACGCCCUCCACGCGGCCGGCGGCCGGGGCAGGCUGCCCCUCUACCAGUACCUCGUCGAGGAGCUCAAGAUGGACGUCAACAAGCCCGACACCUCUCAGGAUCAAUCACCUGCUGAGCACGCCGUCACCUACGGCAACCUUCCUGCCGUCGCCUACCUUCUUGACCAUGGCGCUGAUCUGCAUCAGAAACGUCAAGGGGACGUCACGCUUCUUCACUCAGCUGCAAUCCGUGGGCACUCUGAAAUAGUAGAGUUUCUUCUUUCUAGAGGAGCUGAUGUUAAUGCACUAUCAGUUACUGGGACACCACUCUCUGUUGCUUCUUUUAAAGGACAUGCUAGUACCGUCAAGAUCCUUUUGCAGCACAAUGCAAAUCCCAACAAAGGUAAUCGUCUGUUUGUAGCUCUAGACAUGGCAUUACGCAAAUCUUUUGUCUCCUGUGUGAAGCUAUUGAUUCAGGGUGGAGCUAAUGUGAGCAGUGCUAGUCCUGGUGAUAAUCCUUUGGUAAAGGCUGCAGAGAAGGGCUUAACUGAAGCUAUUAAGUGCUUGUUGGAAGCUGGAGCAAACGCAAAUGUUCUUGACAUGUAUGGUAGAUUGCCAAUAGAGUUGGCUGCUGAGUAUGGUACACGGGAAGAUGUCGAGAUACUCUUUCCUUUCACAUCUCCCAUUUCAACUGUGGCCAAUUGGAGCGUUGAUGGAAUCAUUAGUCAUGUGAAGAUGGAAAUCAAGCAACUUGAGGAUGGCGAUUUUGUGAAAACGAGAAUGUCUGAACUGAAAGGGCAAGGGGAUGAAGCAUUUAAGAAUCAGGAUUAUCUGAAGGCGUCAGUGUUCUACACACAGGCUCUGAAGAUGGACAACUUCGAUGCCAAGUUGUUAUCAAACAGGAGCCUUUGCUUUCUUCGUAUGGGUGAUGGAAAAAGGGCUUACGAGGAUGCAACUGAAUGCGCAGAGAUUCGCCCGAAGUGGGCAAAGGCACACUAUCGGCUAGGCGCAGCUUUUAUGUGUAUGAAGGGAGGCAAUGGAACUGAGGAGUUAAACUCCGCACGCCAACUACAGAGAGCAGCUCGCAUGGAACGUGAAGAUCUUUUUUGGUCCUGUUAGACAAAAUCACUUAACUUUGAAUUAUGUUGCCCCUUUUUACAUGUAAUUCA